AUGGACGAAGAGAAACCUUUAUUCACGACGGCCAGCGAGAAUCAAUGUAUGACAAAUAAGGAAAGUUUUACACAAUCGGAAAGAGCUAUCAACGCUUCAGACAGUGCGUUUUCACCUCUCGCUGCACCAUUUCAGAGCAGAGUUAACAAUGGUCUACUCAAUAUGAUGCAACAAGAACCACGAGCCGCUGAUACUGCGCCCUCCGCCGCCGAUUUAGAUGACGUCUUGGUGAAUCUCCGCAUUAAUGGCAACGAGCCAAUAUUUGACGAAAUGGAUCAGAAUUCGCAAAAUUACUUUAAUAUGGGGGGGAGUAGAACAGAUACGAUGGCUGGAUCUCAUUCUAAUAUAUGGUCUGAAGGCGCUACCCCUUCUGGCUCUAGGAAUGGAGAGAUGAUUGACACUUUUGAUUUCCUUAUUAAGAGUCUAUCUGCAGCCAACAAUUACGUGUCCAUGUUGACUAGAGAGCAGUUGUCUGUAUUACGGUGUAUCAGACCGAGUCUGUUGUACGAAAUGUUGCAAGAAGUAGCUAAGGUCCGUAGCGACAAACGAAUGAGACGAGCUCUGCCUAAUGAGUGUGCUUUCUGCAAAAACAACGGUGAGAACGAAGAGUCGUAUACAUCGCACGCGUUGAAGGACUGGCGCGGACGUGUUGAGUGUCCCGUGUUGAGAGCCUUCCGCUGUCCACGAUGCGGCGCUACCGGCGACAGGGCUCAUACUAUCAAGUACUGCCCCGAGAAUGGAGAAGCUGCACAUACUAUAUCUACGCUCUCUACAUGUUCUUCUUCAUCAGGUAUGGACCGCGGUGGUCUAUUAUCUCGUCGCCGCGCGCCGUCAAGUUUGCUCCUCGGUAGAGCUGGUUGCAGCACCCCUACACCGACUACGUCACCAUCCGUCAACCAGCCUUCAUUGUGGUCUAAUUUCGGCAUAAACUAA
Danaus chrysippus (African queen) is the source of this 933-nucleotide messenger RNA. The record is from the annotation of a GenBank genome assembly. NCBI's taxonomy places the organism in Eukaryota, Metazoa, Arthropoda, Insecta, Lepidoptera, Nymphalidae.